Molecule: messenger RNA, 1225 nt
Organism: Pseudo-nitzschia multistriata
Lineage: Eukaryota; Bacillariophyta; Bacillariophyceae; Bacillariales; Bacillariaceae
Source: the annotation of a GenBank genome assembly
GCGUGUGUUGGUUAGGUUCUUCGUUAGUCAAUUCCUUCUUUUCUCGGAUGWAUGGUGCUUUACAACUCGAGCUUCUUGGGUUUCUCCCAGGUAAAGUCUGGAUCCUCCCGUCCAAAGUGCCCGUAGGCAGCCGUCUUGCGGAAGAUGGGGCGGCGGAGGUUAAGGUCACGGAUGAUGCCUCCGGGACGCAAGUCAAAGUUCUUUUCGACAAUGGCCGUCAGAUCGGCGUCCGUCUUGCCCUCGGCCACGGUCCCGUAGGUAUCCACAAAGACCGACAGAGGCCGGUUGAUCCCGAUCGCGUACGACAGCUGUACCAAAGCGCGCUUGCAAAGUCCGGCGGCCACCAGGGACUUGGCAACCCAGCGGCCCGCGUAAGCCGCGGAUCGGUCGACCUUAGUGGUGUCCUUUCCGGAAAAGGCUCCACCCCCAUGGGCUCCCCAGCCCCCGUAGGUGUCUACGAUGAUCUUGCGCCCCGUAAGGCCAGCGUCUCCAUGGGGUCCACCGAUGACGAAUCUUCCCGACGGGUUAAGAUGGUAGACAGUUUUUUCAUCGAGAUAUUUUUCGGGGAUGACCGUCUUGACAACGUGCUCCAUGAGGUCGCUAGCAAUCUGUUCCUGGGUAACGUCUUCCGAGUGCUGACAGGAAAUAACGACCGUGUGGACGCGUUGUGGGACUGGGACGCCCUUCUCGUCGAGCUUAUAUUCACAGGUGACCUGCGUUUUAGCAUCGGGCCGGACCCAGUCRCAGACUCCGUUCUUGCGGACCUCCGUGAUCUUGGAUCCAAGCUGCGUAGCGAGCAUGUGCGUGAGGGGCAUGAGGGUUUCCGUCUCGUCCGUAGCGUAGCCAAACAUGAUACCCUGGUCACCAGCUCCGAGGUCCUCCAUGUUCUGGGCGUCGACAGAUUGGGCAAUAUCCGGGGAUUGUUCCUCGAUAGCCACUAUGACGUUGCAGGUCUUGUAGUCAAAUCCUUUGGCGGGGUCGUCAUAGCCAAUGUCCUUGACGGCGUCGCGGAUAACCUGUUCGUAGUUGACGGUGGCGGAAGUCGUAAUUUCUCCAAAGAUCAUGACCAUUCCCGUCUUGCAGCAGGUCUCGCAGGCUACACGGGAGGCUUCGUCUCCGGCGAGGCAGGCGUCGAGUACAGCAUCCGAGACCUGAUCGGACAGCUUGUCUGAGAUUUUUGUUUUGGUAUUUCGUAUGUAUUCGCCAUUGUGUAUUACACAAUGCA